AUGGCGCCCAAGUCGGCCCACGGUGGCAUUGCCGCCAGCCUGAGCCCAGAGAGGAGAAUCGCGGUCGAGAAGAAGCUGAAGCGCAAGCUUGACGCGCGCUGCUCGCUGUUCGUCUUGAUCUACAUCAUGAACUACCUGGACCGCAACAACAUUGCUGCUGCGCGUCUGGGUGGUCUGCAGGAAGAUCUCGGCAUCGACAACACGCAGUACGCGACGUGUUUGUCCAUUCUGUACGUCGGGUAUAUUCUGAUGCAGGUUCCCUCCAAUAUGAUCAUCAACCUCAUUCCCCGCCCUUCCAUCUACAUCGCCUUCGUCAUGCUCCUAUGGGGCAUGAUCUCAACUCUCUCCGGCAACGUGAACAGCUUCGGCGGCAUGGUCGCAAUCCGCUUCUGCAUUGGUUUCGUCGAGGCUGCCUUCCUGCCCGGUGCUCUCCUGAUCCUGUCCAAGUGGUACACGCGCCGCGAACUCACCCUCCGCAACGCCAUCCUCUUCUGCGGUAACCUCAUCUCCAACGCCUUCUCCUCGCUCGUUGGCGCCGCCGUGCUGUCGAACAUGGAGGGCGUCCUCGGCCACCGCGCCUGGAGAUGGCUGUACUGGAUCGAAGGCGCGGCCACAAUGGUCAUCGCCAUCGCCGCGCUCUUCAUCCUGCCCGAUCUGCCCCACAACACGCGCGGCUUCACCGAGGAGGAGCGCGCCGUCGCCGUCCUGCGCAUGACCGAGGAUGUCGGAGAAGCAGACGAGGACAGCGCCGAGGAGUCCGUCUUCGCCGGUCUCAUCAUGGCCGUCAAGGACGCCAAGAUCUACGUCCUGAUGCUGACCUUCACCGCCUACGUCGUCGGUCUGUCCUUCAAUGCCUUCUUCCCCACGCUCACCCGCACCCUGGGCUUCGGAUACAUCACCACGCUGCUCAUGUCCGCGCCGCCGUGGGCGUUCUCCUGUGUCGUCUCGCUGAUCAACGCGUGGCACGCGGACCGCACGCAGGAGCGCUUCUGGCACAUCGUGGGCCCCAUCUGCCUCGGCGUCGUAGGGUUCGUCAUCUCCAUGUCGACAGAGAACACGGCGGGGCGGUACAUAGCGCUGUUCCUGCAGGCGUCAGCGUACGCGGGCUUCAUCGUCUUCUACUCGUGGAUAUCGUCGUCGUUCCCGCGACCGCCUGCCAAGCGCGCCGUCGCCAUCGCCAUGGUCAACGCUUUCUCCCAGCUCGGCAACAUCGCGGGCUCGUACGUGUGGAACCUGCCGGACAACGGCUACAGGGGCUCCUACGGCAUCGUCACGGCCAUGUUCGGCGUCACCAUUGUGGGGUGCUACAUCUUCAAGGUCAUCCUGCAGCGGCUCAACAAGAAGCUCGACGCGGGCGAGACGGCGUGGGAGACGCGCGGCGACGUCGCCGAGCGCACGGCGCAAGUCGAGGGCACCACCGUCGAGGAGGGCCAGCGGCUGAUGAAGGGAUACAGAUAUCUAGUCUGA
Molecule: messenger RNA, 1467 nt
Organism: Didymella exigua CBS 183.55
Lineage: Eukaryota; Fungi; Ascomycota; Dothideomycetes; Pleosporales; Didymellaceae
Product: tartrate transporter
Exons: 3
Coding region: 1-1467 (488 amino acids)
Biological process (GO): transmembrane transport
Cellular component (GO): membrane
Molecular function (GO): transmembrane transporter activity
Source: RefSeq, a predicted model, not a curated record